Molecule: messenger RNA, 273 nt
Organism: Penicillium olsonii
Lineage: Eukaryota; Fungi; Ascomycota; Eurotiomycetes; Eurotiales; Aspergillaceae
Source: the annotation of a GenBank genome assembly
AUGUUUGCAGCUAUUUUAGCUUUAAUGGCUAUGCCUUUAACAGAUUUAUCUAAAUUAAGAGGAGUACAAUUUAGACCUUUAAGUAAAAUAGCAUUCUUUGUAUUUGUAGCUAAUUUCUUAGUAUUAAUGCAAAUAGGUGCAAAACACGUUGAAACACCAUUUAUUGAAUUUGGACAAAUAUCUACUGUGUUAUACUUUGCUCACUUCUUUAUUAUAGUGCCUGUAGUAAGUAUUAUAGAAAAUAGUUUAGUAGAGUUAGCUAUAAAAAAAUAA